AUGCUACCGGUAGUCCGGGCACUGCUGCUUCCUCUCCCCCACCGCAACGAUGUCCGGAUUUUCAGACCAGCUCGAAGAAAUAAAAUCCCUGAUAUCUUCAGCCGCCACCAAAGCAAGUCCUUCGCCUACUCCACCCUCUUACACCUCCAGCAGCAAUCCUCCGACUGCCACGAUUCAAUUCAAAUGCUUGCGCGGAGCUGCCGGAGCCUCAUCCGUCCGACCGUCGCCGAUGUUCGGAACAAUGACGAAGAAAUUGCAACUCAGGCAUUGAAAUGCUUGGGCUUUAUGAUAUAUCAUCCGUCCAUCGUUGCCGAAAUCGCAGCGGAUGAUGUCAAAUUUGUUUUAGAUUCACUGGCAAAGCUCAUUACAACCACAAAAAUGAAGUCUGUUUGCAAUUUAGGGGUGUGGUGCAUAUCUAUCCAACAAUUGAGUACACCACUUUUAGCUGCCCAUUUCCAUUCUCUUUUGCUUGCGAUUGUUCAUGCCAUUGACAAUCCUAUCGGUUCUUUGUCGACUACUUUUGAGGCUAUUCAGGCUGUUAUGAAGCUAGCAACUUUGUUAAGUGAGAAUAUGAGAGAGAUGUCGCAUAUAUGGGCUCCUCCAGUAUAUAGAAGACUCCUUAGCUCUGAUAAGAGGGAGAGGGAUAUGUCGGAGAGUUGUUUAUUGAACACUAGGUCUACAAUAUUACCCCCUCCGCUAAAUCUUUCCAAGGCAGUUGUCAAAGAUUUGAAGCCAAGGUUGCUUACUGGGAUGCACCACAUGCUAACCAACGGCAUGAAGGUUCAAACUAUUCAAGCAUGGGGAUGGUUUAUCCGCUUACUGGGAUCUCAUGCCUUGAAGAACAGGCAGUUAAUUAAUCAGAUGCUAAAAAUUCCCGAGCAGACAUUUUCAGAUCAUGACUCACAAGUUCAAAUUGCUUCACAAGUUGCCUGGGAAGGUCUUAUUGAUGCCCUUGUUCACCCUACCAUGAUAUUACCCUUUGAGACAAAUGCGACAAAAAAGGACAAUGGUAUGGAACAAAUAGGAACAUGCAAGGGAAACGGUAGUGAAAUUAAAAAAAAUGGAUACUUAAAAGGCACAAAGCUCAUUAUGACACCACUGAUAGGCAUCAUGUCGACUAAAUGUGAUGUAUCUGUUCAUUUAGCUUGCUUGAACACGUGGUGUUAUUUAUUGCAUAAACUUGAUAUCUCUCUCAGUGAUUCUUCUGUCAUCAGAAUGGUACUAGAGCCUGUUGUUGAGGCAAUUUUUCAAGUUGAUCCUGAUAGUAAGAGCAUCUGGGCCAGGAAUCUGUGCAUAGAUUUGCUUAAUGAUUUCAUAUUGGCAAAAUGUAAAGAUAUAGAUUAUGACUCACUUAAUCAAGUGAACCAUCAGUUAUUGGGCAAAACCUCUAGGAUUGCUCCCUUUGUAUCCGGAAGUUUCUCUUGGAAGCAGUAUCCCAUCAAAUGGUUUCCAUGGGAUCUGAGUCUUUUAGACUUCCAUUUAAAGAUGAUCUACAUUCUUAUCUGUCAAGCGUUAAGGGAAACUGUCUCCCACGAUAACAGGAUUUCAGCUGCGGAUGCCUCCUUAAGGUUAUUUAGAUCUGUUUUGAAAGGAGUUCAGUUGGAGUUGAAAAGGUCGUCUAUCAGUUAUGAUGAUAUUAUGUUUUGUUUGAAUGCAAUAUUGAAGUUCGUAAAAAAUACUUGUGAAAAAGUUAUUUCAGAUUGUAGUGACAGAAAUGACUUACAUCACAUAUCGCUUCAGUUGGUGGAGGCUGUCUGUGAGGAGAUUGAACAUACUAUAGUGGGAUCCCCUCUUUACAGGGUGCCAUUUGACAUCAAGUGUAUUGAUAACCUGCAAAUAUUAGUUGACAUUGGAUGUGGAAAAUCUGGUGUCACUAACGCUUACAUGGAUAUGGUUUCACCAAUGGUUUAUUUAAGUGUACUUUACUUCUGCUUAGUGGUUCAGUCAACAAUGACUGAACCCAAAACAGACAACAAUCUUCAGAGAAUGCAGAAUUAUUUCAAAUAUCUGUUAUCAAUGUUUGAUCCCCUGGAAAGCCUAGUUGUCACUACUGGAUUAUUGUACAAGCACAGUGGGCCUAGCUGCUUAAGGAUGUGGAUUGCAGUGGCAGAAGGUUUGAAGUUCUACAUUGAUGAUAUGAAGGAUUUUUCGUCAUUGAAAAUGGAGUCUGACAGCAAAUGUUGUUUUGCCGUGUGCGAUCUGUUGUCCUAUCCACUAGUUGUAUGCUCCUGUACUCCGAAAUACUUUAUGUCUGCAGAGCUUGGAAGCCCCUCAAAAGAAUCUCAUGCUUCACAUCACAUACAGGUUGAGCUUGACCAAGUUAUCACACUCUGGAAGUCCCUCUAUUGUUCCCUCUGCACCUCAAUAUCUGGGUGUUUCAUUGGCGGCAGUUUCUUUGAGGAUCUCUUUUCAAUAUUGGAUAGGUGCCUUGAAAAGUGUACUAGCAUGCUUGUGUGUGCUGAUGAGUAUGUCUUAAAAUUCAAGGAUCUGGCUCUUCAUUGCAUUUCCUCAUAUGGCGAUGUGUUGAUAUGUAUUUUGGAAAAAUUCUGCUCUUCAGAAUUUAAUUCAUAUCGAGAUAACAAGCAUGGCUCUAACCACAAGGUCUCUAGUGCCAUUCAAUUCUGCUUGAAAUUGAUCAUCAGAUAUAUGAAGUUGUUGCAGACAAAGAUAGGAUCAGACGAACCAAUUGGUCUUAGUGCAGUCUCAAGGGUAUAUUCUGCAUUGGCACACUUGCUGAGUUCCCUGCACUUGAAAGAGGAUAUCCUAUCCUUCUUCAAGAUAGUAUCUGAUCCACUGCUUCAGUGGCUGGUACUCAUGGAAACACAAGAUGAGAACACCAGCAAUCAAUUUCAACUCCUGUGGGCAGAAACGCUUAAUUGUUUAAGGAGGAGUCAGCCUCCAAUAAUCUUUGACUCUGCAUUUCUCCAACUCCAAGCACCCAUCCUUGCAAAAACUCUUGAUCACUCAAACCUGUCCAUUUCAAAUCCAACCAUCACCUUCUGGAAUUCCACAUAUGGCGAACAAACUGAAUUGGAUUACCCCCAGACCUUACGUCAUGUCUUAGACAAGCUCUGGAGAAAUGGAAGAAUAAGCCUCCAUAAGAGAAGCCCACCACGUCAAAGAUGUCAAUCAAGACCGGGAUCCGCUACCGCUCCACCAAGAUACAGGGUCAAUGCAACCCAUAACAGAGGCUCAAAAAGAGUAGAACUGCAAGAGGACACGAUAGGCGGUGAGCUCAAAGAAAUGCCUCCAUGUUCGAGUUUGAAAAGGAAAAGGUUGGAACUAACUGAGCAUCAGAAGGAAGUAAGGCGAGCACAGCAAGGAAGGGAGAGGGAUUGUAGCGGUCACGGCCCGGGCAUCCAGACUUUCACAAGCAUGGAUUUUUCGCAGGGGAACGAGGAUACGCAAGACAACCAAGAUAUCCGGAAUGCAGAGUGCAUCUUGGAGCUGUUGAGAAAGGGAUAGUUUGGCUAUCUCAGUACUCUCAGGCUUUCAGCUUCUACUUUGACAGUUUCCUGUGUAUAGAAAUGUAGAGCCCCAAAUGUUGGAGCUGGGCAUAUGUUAUGUACAUAACUGAAUUACUUAUGUUUUCUGUAUUAUCUAUCUUCUAUUCUAUUAUAUAUAAAGAGAAUGGAAAAGGUGAAUAGGGAUU
Messenger RNA from Malus domestica (apple), 3652 nucleotides. The record is from RefSeq and is a predicted model, not a curated record. Lineage: Eukaryota; Viridiplantae; Streptophyta; Magnoliopsida; Rosales; Rosaceae.